This is a messenger RNA of Penaeus monodon (black tiger shrimp), 585 nucleotides long. RefSeq names its product RNA exonuclease 5-like. The record is from RefSeq and is a predicted model, not a curated record. Gene Ontology annotation, molecular function: nucleic acid binding; exonuclease activity. The coding region runs from base 1 to 585 and encodes 194 amino acids. The transcript has 5 exons. Gene Ontology annotation, cellular component: nucleus. Lineage: Eukaryota; Metazoa; Arthropoda; Malacostraca; Decapoda; Penaeidae.
AUGAGCCUUAAAACUGUAAACUGUCAGUGUAGCCUACUGAUAGUGACAGUCAACUCCCCAAUGUUUGGAGUUGAUUGCGAAAUGUGCCUCACAUCUAUAAAGCAGUUAGAACUUACUAGUAUUUCUGUUGUUAAUGAACAAGGAAAAUUAGUGUAUCACACACUAGUGAAACCAAAAAACCGUAUCAUCAACUACUUGACAAAAUAUUCAGGAAUCACUGAAGAAAAACUUCGAUUUGUUAAGAAAACACUGAAAGAUGUUCAGAAUGAUCUGCGCAAUAUAUUGCCUACAGAUGCUAUUCUGAUGAUGCAUCCUUAUGUAAUUGAUUCAUCACUGAUAUAUAACCUGACUCACUGUAGAAAACGUAGGUCGUCACUGAAAUUAUUAACAAAAAUGUACCUAAAGAGAGACAUCCAGGAGAAUACAUCAGGUCAUGACCCCAGUGAAGAUGCUAAAGCCUCACUUGAACUUGUUCUGCACAAACUAAAAUAUGUGACGACCUACGUUUUCUACAGUGAGUCAGGUUAUAUAUCAGUGAUGAAUCAAUUACAUAAGGAUGCAUCAUCUGUAAGUAUAAAGAAUUAG